AUGGCGUCGUCGCUCUUCAUCCUCGACUUGAAGGGCAAGACGUUGCUCUGUCGCAACUACCGCGGCGAUAUUCCCAUGUCGGCCGUGGAGAAGUUCAUGCCGCUCAUGAAUGACUUGGAGGAGGAAGGCAAGACCUCGCCUGUCUUUACAGAUGCAGGCAUCAACUACCUCUACAUCAAGCACAACAACUUGUACCUCCUUGCAUUGACGCGACGCAAUUCGAAUGCAUUUGAGAUCUUGCAAUUCCUGCAUAAAGUAGUGCAGGUGCUCACAGAGUAUUUCAAGGAGCUUGAGGAAGAGUCUAUUCGGGACAAUUUUGUGGUGAUCUACGAGCUGCUCGACGAAAUGAUGGACUUUGGCCAUCCGCAAACAACGGAGACCAAGAUCCUGCAAGAGUAUAUUACACAGGAAUCACACAGGCUCGAAGUACAAGCACGUCCGCCGAUCGCAGUAACAAACGCUGUCAGCUGGCGUUCGGAGGGAAUUCGUUACCGCAAAAAUGAAGUCUUCCUGGAUGUAGUGGAGUCUGUCAAUCUCAUGGUCUCAAGCACAGGCAAUGUUGUACGGUCAGAGAUUCUCGGCGCAGUCAAGAUGAAGUGCUUUCUAUCUGGUAUGCCAGAACUACGACUUGGCCUAAACGACAAGGUCAUGUUUGAAUCUACUGGCCGGACAUCACGCGGCAAGUCGAUCGAAAUGGAGGAUGUCAAGUUCCACCAGUGCGUUCGACUCUCCCGUUUUGAGAACGACCGUACCAUCUCCUUCAUUCCACCGGAUGGCGAAUUCGAGCUCAUGUCGUAUCGCCUGUCUUCUGCCGUCAAGCCGCUCAUUUGGGUGGAAACCAUCCAGGAAUCACACAGCGGCAGCCGCAUAUCUUACAUGAUCAAAGCGAAAGCACAAUUCAAACGUCGCUCAACGGCAAACAACGUCGAGAUUCUCAUUCCUGUUCCAGACGAUGCUGACUCGCCGCGCUUCAGAACGAGCAUCGGAACGGUUCACUAUGCACCAGAGAGAUCUGCCAUUGUAUGGACCAUCAAGCAGUUUGGCGGUGGUCGUGAAUUCUUAAUGCGUGCAGAGCUAGGCCUGCCCAGUGUCCGCUCAGAAUCCCAGGAGACGGUGAAGCGGCCGGUCGAGGUCAAGUUUGAGAUUCCAUACUUUACGACAAGUGGCAUCCAGGUACGAUACCUCAAGAUUAUUGAGAGCAAGCUCAACUAUCCUGCUCUGCCGUGGGUCAGGUACAUUACACAAAACGGAGAAUGCUUCUUUAGACUUUCAUAG
Molecule: messenger RNA, 1275 nt
Organism: Protomyces lactucae-debilis
Lineage: Eukaryota; Fungi; Ascomycota; Taphrinomycetes; Taphrinales; Protomycetaceae
Product: Mu homology domain-containing protein
Exons: 1
Coding region: 1-1275 (424 amino acids)
Biological process (GO): intracellular protein transport; vesicle-mediated transport
Cellular component (GO): clathrin adaptor complex; clathrin-coated vesicle
Molecular function (GO): clathrin-cargo adaptor activity
Source: RefSeq, a predicted model, not a curated record